Molecule: messenger RNA, 4532 nt
Organism: Saccostrea cuccullata (small rock oyster)
Lineage: Eukaryota; Metazoa; Mollusca; Bivalvia; Ostreida; Ostreidae
Product: SR-related and CTD-associated factor 4-like
Exons: 13
Cellular component (GO): nucleus
Molecular function (GO): RNA binding
Source: RefSeq, a predicted model, not a curated record
AUUGUAGCUCAGAGAGCAGUAGACAAUGUGAUGGCUACAGGAGCUAAGCCUCAUCAUGCCGAGGGAGGGCAGGACACAUCAAUGAAUACUUCACUUCCUCCUGAGGAGGGAGAGGAGAAUCCUGAGAAUUCACUGGCAGCUCAGACAGAGAUGUUAAACACAGUUACCCAGCUACUACAACAGACAUCACAGGGUUCAACAAGUCUGUCUGCCCAGCAACAACAGUUACAGCAGCUGCAACUUUUACAGCAACAGUUGAUACAACACACGCAGCUGAUGCAGCAGCCCACUCAGGGGACUCCUGUUAUAGAUAGCAACCUACUGUCUCACAUCCAGACCCUCACCAAUCAGCUCCUCAAGUCGGGGGAUAAACCCCCAGAACCAGGGUUCAACAGGAAACUGUUGGACUUUGAUUAUGGAGAGAGUGAUGAGGAAGAUUCAGGUCAGCAUAGCCAACCGUCACACAAUAUGCUGAAUGAGACACACAUGAUGCAGCAAAUCCAACAACUAUCCCAGACAAUCCAGAAAAACGAGGAACUGAACAGACAGAAAAUACUGCAGCAGCAACAAGCGGAGUUUGAUCAGCAGAUCGGGCAUAUGGGAGGUAUGCCUCCCCAAAUGCACAUGCAGCAUGACCCUCUUCAUCACCAGAUGGGACAUCAGAUGCCCUCAGCAUAUGGUCAUGUUGUUCCUCCGGAGCAGCCCCAGCAGAUCUUUCCCCCACAGGACAUCGAUGAGAGGCCCCACCUCCCCCCCGGACCCCCGCCAGAGGAGGAGGAGGAUCAGAGGGACCGCCGGGGGGACAGAGACAGGGAGGACAGGAGACACAGGAGGUCAAGGCUUGAACGAUCGAGGUCAAGGACACCAAAGAAAAGAAGAAGAUCCAGGUCAAGGUCAAGAGAUCGAAGAAGGAGGUCAAGGUCAAGAGACAGACAUAGGAGGUCCAGAUCCAGAGAUCGAGAUAGGGACAGACAACGGGAAAAGGAAAGGGAGAGGAGGAAAAAAGGCCUGCCACAAAUGAAGGACCAGUGUUUGUCAAUUUGCUCAACGACUUUGUUCAUUGGGAAGAUUUCCAAGACCACUUCAGAGGAUGAACUACGGACAGAACUGGAGAAAUUUGGAAGUGUGGAUUCUAUAAAUAUGAUUCCACCUCGAGGGUGUGCAUUUGUUUGCAUGACUCGCCGCAAGGAAGCCUCCAAAGCUGUGGACAGAAUGAAAGGCCUGCUAUUGAAUGGGAGUGAACUAAGGGUUGCCUGGGCCCCAGGUAUAGGAGUGAAAGAGUCGAUGUUCAAGGACAAGUGGGACGUGGAUAUGGGGGCGACCUACAUUCCCUGGAGUGACCUCCCGGAGGAUCUGUCCGGUCUGAUUGACGGAGGAAUCAUUGAUGAGGAUUCCCUGCCAGAAAAUCUGAAGGGAUUGACCCUGGGGAGGGAGAAGCCUGAUGCAUUAGAGGAGCCCCCACUUCCCCAGCCCUUAAUGAACAGCCAGAUGCCCCCUACCCAGGCCCCGCCCUUGCAGCCUGUCAACAUGCCCCCUGGGGGACCCCCACCAGGAACAAUGCCACCCCCUAUGCCUUCUGCAGGAGUUAUGCCACAGGGAAUGUUGCCAAGGAUGAACAUGAUGCCUCAGAUGGUCAUGCAGGGAGGUAUGCCUCCACCCCAGAUCUCGGGAAUGCCCCCUGCUGUCCCAUCAGCCCCCAUGUCAGUUAGCACAGGAAUUCCCCCACUCCCAGGUCAAGCUGGGAUGAUCCCUCUUCCUGCUGGAAUGCCACCUGGAGGAAUGCCUCAAGUUGUGCGGCAGCCUGCUUCAGUAGUUACCACUGGAAUACAAUUUACACAGAAUAUGCCUACCAUGGGAACCCAGCCAAUGCUAGCUGUUCAGCGUCCAGGUUUACCUCCAACAGCUACAUUUCAAAGGUUUCCCAUGCCCCCUCAGGGAUUUCUGAGACCUCCUCAGCCAAACUUUGAUCCUAUGAAGCCUGCAAUGCCAGGGUCAAACCGACUUCCAUUUGAUGGAGGUCAGGAACCCAAAGAUAAACCCCCCAUGCUUGGACAAGAGUGGCAGCAGAAACCUGACUUUGAUGCUGGUGAAAGUAUGGACUUAGAGGAGCCCGAGUCAAAACCUGGAAAGAAAUCGAGGUUUAGUGAUGCUACUCCCCCUGAUCCUUUUAGCAGUCAGGGUGGUCCCCCAGGGGGCCCAGGAAUGGGAAUGAUGGGGCAGAUGAGACCACUAAUGAGUGGAGGAAUGGGUCCCCCUGGUGGAAUGAGGGGACCCCGACCACUUAUGGAUGCAGGAGGGCCAAACAUGGGGCCUCGAGGCCCUCCGGAGGGACAAAAUAGAUUUAAUUCCCCCAACAUGAUGGGAGGCCCCCAGAGAGGUGGAUUUGGAGGUCCAGGUGGCCCACCAGGAUUCAGAGGUAACAGACCAUUUCAGCGAUUCCCCGGGCAAUUCAUGAGGCCUGGAUUUAGGGGACCUCCAGGGGAUAUGAUGAGGCCCCCAUUUGAAGGUCCUGGAGUUGAGGAAGGAAAUGAAAUGGACAAACCUAUAGAAGACCAAGAAAGUGAUCAUAAACGCAGGAAUUCAGGAGAUCGUUGGAGAGAUGACAGAGACGAUGAUCGGGAUAGCGGUGACUAUAGGGACUACAGACGAGACGACUGGAGGGGAGGGAGAGGGCGCGGCAGGGGACGAGAUUUUGGUGGUCGGGGAGGACGGCGAGACUUUGAUCGUCGAGACAGAAAUCGUGAUGAUAGAGGUGGUAGAGAUAGAGACUAUGAUAGAGACCGAGAUAGAAGGAAUAGAGAUAGAGGUGACAGCUACAGAGAUAGAGACGACGGUUAUAGAAAUAGAGAUGAUGGAUUCAGGGACCGGGAUCGCGGCAGAGAUAGAGACCGGGACAGGGACAGGGACAGAGAAGAUAGAGGAGAAUGGCACCAAAGGACGGAGGAGGAGAGAUCCAACAGUAGAAAGGAAGCUCUUGGGUGGGGGAGUGCUCUGGAGGAGAUGAUGAAGAAUGUGGUGAUCCCCCCACCCGGAGGCAAGAGUGAAAAUACAGACAAAGGUCCAGUAGAGGAGCCGGGUCCAUCACCUGCUGGCAUUCCUCCUCCUGAGGAAGGUGCAGGUGGUGCAGGGCCAAGCAAUGAACCAGAACCUGCAGCUCCUGUUGAAACCAUAACAUCUGUUGAACCUGUAGCACCUGUUGAACCCAUUGCACCUGUGGAACCUGUCUCUAAGAGUGUAAGUGUUAAUGGACCAGAAGUGACAAGUAAAAGUGUUCCAAAUGGUGAGGAAUCGUCCUCAGCCCCUGAAUCUGACACAGUGACAGAAAAAAAGGAAAAAGUUGCAGGAGAUUUAGAAGAGGGGGAGAUUGAGUGAUGUCAGUGUUAAUUAGGUCUCCGAGUUUUGUUUGGUCCAUUAUGCAGCAAGUGUGAGACAAGUUACAUCUGAUCUCCUUUGUGAUUGUGUGAAUUCUGAAUACUAGUGUUCAUUUGCAGUUCAUUAACACAUACAGUAAUUCUGUGAAGUCCUAUAGUUUAUGUAAAAAUUAUGGUUUGAUCUAUAACUGACUUAAAAUAGAAAAUUAAAAUAUGCAGAUCAAUAAAAAUGAAGAUGCUCUAUUGAAUGUACAACCAUUUAAGAACAUGUUAUAAAUUUAUUGUGGAGGAAAGUAUUUUGUCCACUUUUUUGUAUUCUGAAUAUAUGUUUAGUAUAUUCUUUAAGUUCCUAAUGUAUUAAUUUAAGAUGACAUUAAUUUCUGAGAAGAGUACCAAAAUAUACAGUGUUUGUAUUGAAUUAUUCCACAAUCUAUUGUUGAGUUUUCCACAUGUAAAUAUCCUCAUUUUUAUCUUGUUCACAAAAUUUUUAUAUGAUGUGGAGAAUUUUUUUACCAUGUUGAAUGUUUUUAUGAAAGUGGGAGAGGAAGAUAUAGCAUGUUUUUGUAAGGAAGUGUUUAAAUGAUGUGUGCUUAACAUGGUGGUUAUUUACAAACCACGAAAAAUAAAAAAACAACAAAUAUCUAUCCAUGGCUUUGUAGAAUUUUGUUAAGUUUUGCUUUUUCCCAAUUACCAAUUACCAAUUGCAGUAUCUUCAAAACUUUAGUUCAAGAAUAUUAAAACAAAUGAUGGAAUAUAAACAUGCAAAAAAUAAUGCUAAAGGGAAAAAAAUGAAUGAGAAGAAUUUUCAACUUCUGAGAGCAUGAAUGUUACAUCAAUUGGAUCCAGAUUUAUCAAUAUUUUAUAAAUGAUGGACUAAAAAUGUCUGUUGUGUGUUAAAUCAGAACUAAUCAGGUAACGUAAUUCUAUAGAAGAGGAAGGAGGACAAAAUCGACUGGAAACCUGGACCGGAAGUAGCUGGUGACGGAUGUUAACGGUUUGUACCGUGAACUUUUUGACAUUUAUAUAUUCUGUUGUGUAUUUUAUGUAGAUAACAUGUGAUAAGACAAAUUGUGUGUUUUUUGGAUGUAUUUGGACUUUUCAUUGUCAUCUGGAAAGUUAAGUUCUAAAUCAUUUCGCACGAAAUUAAAGAAAGGAAUCCUU